AUGGGGAAGCAAUCAAAUUAUUUGAUGAUGAAUUGCUCAUUAAUCCAGAGCAUAUCAACUCUAUCUAUACAAAAGGUAUAAAUUAAAAUACAAAUGUUUUAGCUGAAUGUUUAAAAUAGCUUAAGAAUUACAAUGAUGCAAUUCUAAGGAUUGAUAAAGCUUAUCUAUAGAUUCAAUUCGUGUCAAUUUGUUAUAUUCAAAAUGUAAAUCAAAACAUCAAUCUCUUAGCCCAAUGCAUAUAUCUGCUUGAUAAUUUUAAUGAUGCAAUUCUAUGGUGUGAUAAGGUAUUAUUGA
Molecule: messenger RNA, 294 nt
Organism: Paramecium octaurelia
Lineage: Eukaryota; Ciliophora; Oligohymenophorea; Peniculida; Parameciidae
Source: the annotation of a GenBank genome assembly